Messenger RNA from Brassica napus (rape), 650 nucleotides. RefSeq lists its product as uncharacterized. The coding region runs from base 183 to 650 and encodes 155 amino acids. Lineage: Eukaryota; Viridiplantae; Streptophyta; Magnoliopsida; Brassicales; Brassicaceae. The transcript has a single exon. The record is from RefSeq and is a predicted model, not a curated record.
AUUCUAAUGGUAACCGUAAUCACUUAGUAUUAAUCACCUUUCAAUUCUUAAACGUAGUGAUUGUUGUUAAUGCUCAAAAUUUGAGAAACUGAAGCCAGAUAAUAUAAAUAGAGACACAUAAACUUCCAAAAGAGAUAUAUAUUUACAUUCUAUAACACAUCUUUUCCACAUAAUAAAAACUCAUGGACACUCUUAUAAUGGUAUCGAUCAUGACCCUAGUGCUCUUUGUUAGCUCUGGAUCCGCACGUGCGGCCACUCUUAUCGUAUCCAACCAGAUGCAGAGACGUGCUAAUGUUCCCGUCUUCGUGACGUGCCAGGGCUCAAUUCCUAGGAUGUCUAAACCCAUACCUUUGGGUCAAGUCUCGUUGAUAAAGAUCCCAAUCACUAGCGGACAAAAUGCGACUGAUGAUAUCCCACCCACUGCUGGAAAAAACGAUAAACCGGCGAGACCUAGAGUGUCGCAGCGGACGUCUUGCGAAGGAACGUUUUGGGGUGAAGCGCAAUUCGUGCCCUCUUUGAGGAUGUACCGUUUGUACGAUUCGGACACUGAUUCUGCGGUGCGUUUCGUUGUUGCAAAAGAUGAUGGGUUUUACUGUUGGAACAAUGACAAGAAUUAUUGGCACAAGUGUCCUAUGAUCAUUUUCAUCUAA